AUGUCCAAAUUGUCUCCGGAAGACAUUAAUGUGUUGUCUGUUAGGGCCUACUAUGACAGCAAAACAGCCACAAACACGACAGAAAUGGCCAACCUGCUAAAAUACGAGAGCCAACACUUCCGAUGCAAGGUGCAGUUGGAGCUUCCGGAGUGUAUUGCGGACCGAUGCUGGAGCAUUGGCCUGGUGCAGGCCUGUGAUCGAAUGUACUUGGAGAAUCGUUACGGACAAAGUGGGAGCUCGUUCUGGGAGUUUCAUCCCCUGAAAAGUGGGCGACACAAAAUGGUCAAUGACAGUGACGGCCGUCAGUACCCCUUUUACAGCUUGACCAGCAGCAAAUUUGAGGUCCGGCGAGGUGUUAUCUCCGACAGUUUGAUAUCUCUGACAUACGAAGAUCACUUUUACCCAACUGUGGCAUGGGAACUCCCCUACUAUGGAGGAGCGAAACUUACAGACGUUAUUCGAAAACAGGACUUUUGGGUGUGGCUUGUGGCCAUUAAGCGUGCUAGCUCGCGAUCAGCUACCAGCGAUGUUUUCAACGCUAAAAACGAUGAAAUUUACAUACUCAAGACGAUGCGGUGGCGUUACAAUCUGCAUAUGACCUUUGAUCCUACGCAGCCAAUCGGAAAACGCCUUCAACGCAUCUACGACACUCAAGAAGAGCAACCAGUCAUCCUGGAAAGCAAUCAUCCUCUACCACUCUCGGCCCUCAGUCCGCCUCACUGCAAUGCCGCUCAAUCUCUUAUCUGGUAUCCCAACAAUCCCAGCGACAAGCCAAAACUCUUAGUUCCACCGAAACAGAUUAUUGUGCCCUGGGACACUUGGACGAACGACAUGGCACCUGGCCGCCAUCUCAGUGUCAAGAAGCCGGACCAAUGUAAGUUGGUCGGUGAAUGGGCCCACGACACCGAAAUUGGUGUGGACAUCAAUACAAUGUCGGGAGCCGCAAACAGCAGGGCCCUGGGUAACCUUGAAACCGGUCCGUCAAAACAAUCACGCGUCUCAAGUCGUUCAAGAGGCUGA
Molecule: messenger RNA, 1020 nt
Organism: Spirometra erinaceieuropaei
Lineage: Eukaryota; Metazoa; Platyhelminthes; Cestoda; Diphyllobothriidea; Diphyllobothriidae
Source: the annotation of a GenBank genome assembly